This is a messenger RNA of Aplysia californica (California sea hare), 1085 nucleotides long. RefSeq names its product aminoacylase-1B. NCBI's taxonomy places the organism in Eukaryota, Metazoa, Mollusca, Gastropoda, Aplysiida, Aplysiidae. The record is from RefSeq and is a predicted model, not a curated record. Gene Ontology annotation, molecular function: aminoacylase activity.
UUCUAAAAUUGUCCAAAGACUCUUCUUCACCUCGGCAUGGCACAAGAAGACAUCGCAGUGACUCGGUUCCGGGACUAUCUUCGCAUCAACACGUCACAACCCACUCCUGAUUAUGACGCCGCGAGGGAAUUCUUCGAGAAGUACGCCUCUGAACUUGGCCUCCCAUUCCAGUCUGUCAUGUUGGCAGGCAACAGAUCUAUGGAUAUCUUCACGUGGGAGGGGACUGAGCCAUCCUUGCCUUCCAUUGCUCUGUACAGUCACAUAGAUGUCGUGCCAUCUUUUCCAGAACAUUGGAAGUACGACCCUUUCAGCGCACAUAAAGAUGAGAAUGGUGACAUCUUUGCCAGAGGGUCACAGGGUGGAGUACAGUUCAACGUGGUCCCCGACGUGAUGAAAGCAUGUUUUGAUGUUCGUGUUCCUCCCACCGUGGAUUUUGAGGAGUUCGAGAACCAGAUCAAGGGUUGGUGCGCUGAGGCAGGGCCCGAUGUGACUGUGCGAUUUCAGCAGAAAACAACGUUCAAAGAGGUGACAGCCACGGACUCCAGCAGCCCUUGGUGGCUAGCUUUCAGCAGAGCCUGUGAGAAAUCUCAGAGAGGAAUCCCAGCCUAUGGGUUUUCCCCGAUGAACAGGACGCCCAUUCUUCUACACGACCACAACGAGUAUCUGAACGAGGCAACUUUUUUGAGAGGAGUUGAUAUUUACUGUAACAUCAUCCCAGCUUUGACCAGUGUGUGCGUGUGAUGUGGGAGGGAAGGGGAGGAGUUUCGUACAAGUUGUGAUGGUGGAGAGGAUGUUUUGUACAAGUCGUGAUGGUGGAGAGGAUGUUUUGUACAAGUCGUGAUGGUGGAGAGGAUGUUUAGUACAAGUCGUGAUGGUGGAGAGUGGAUGGAUUGUACAAGUCGUGAUGGUGGAGAGGAUGUUUUGUACGAGUCGUGCUGGUGGACAGGAUGUUUUGUACGAGUCGUGAUGGGGAGAUGAUUGUACAAGUCGUGAUGGUGGAGAGUGGAUGGAUUGUACAAGUCGUGAUUUUUUUCAUUUCAUUUUAUUUAUUCGUUUUCUUUUGAGUUUUUUUGUUGUUUUUGUUU